AUGCCGCUGCUGCUGAGUCAGGCUCUGUCAGCGACGCACCAGCGCUUGGGCUACUACGCGCCGUGGCGCAGCCGUUGCCUUUUGCUCUCGACGCUCGACGUCAUCAAGACGGGCCACACGUCGCCGCUGGGUCGCGUGGGCUGCGACGUCUGCGCGCAGACGAUAGACGAGUACCUCGACGCAACCAGCGGCACACUCGUCUUUCGUCUGCAGAAAAAGUUCAUGUGGCUUCACCAGCUCGCGUUCCACCUGCGCUUUCACGCAGUGACCGCGUUUGCAAGCCUGCGCCUCGUGCAGUGCCUCGACCUUCCGAACGGCCGCAUCGUCGUACACGAUGCCACGUAUGGCGCCGUGGCCGCCGACACGAGCCACCUCUGGGUCAUCGAGUGGGGUACGCUUCUCUCGGACGCCGCGGUGGGCAUCGAUCAGAGUCCCGGCGCGGCGAUCUCGGGCCACCUCUUCUACUUUGACGGUGUCACGCUCGUGCUGCACCAGCGCUGCGAGAUCACGCUCGCCGACGACCCAUCCGACUGCAACGUUCUUGCCGCUGCGGUCGACGACGGCUUUGCCAUCUCCCUCCUCGAGCGCCUCCACCAACAACGCUUCAUGAAAGCGGCGCUGUCGCCUGCAGUUCACCGCGCCGUCGCAAAGCGGUACUGGUCCCUUCUGGACAUCCUCCUCUCGCAUGGCGCCAACAUUGAGGCUGUCGACAAGAGCUUUCACACGCCGUUGAGCAAGGCCGUGGCCGACGCCGACGAAGCCUGCGUUGCGGAGCUCGUAAAGCGGGGCGCGUCACCCUUCAACCUCGCGUCUGGGAUCUCGCCACUCUUUACAGCCAUUCAGCUCGGCCAUGUUGGAAUCACUCGCCUCCUCGUGGCCGCGGACACGCCCAAGGCGCUGCUGAAAUGCGUGCCCGUCGAGCGCCGCGAUCUCUUCAAUCGGGCGGUAGUCUCAGCGCUUGGCUACGCGUACAUUUGCAACCAGCCAGAGGUGGCGCUGCUGCUCUUGCACGCUGGCGCGUCGCCGUCAACGGACUCUGACACGACGGUGCUUGCGUCUUGCAUCGCCCACGUCGAGAACGCCAUCGAUCGCAUGACGCAUGUGUUGGAGCUUCUCGACCGCGGCGCAGCACCCGACAUCCACGUGAGCUCAUCUCCAGAGCACGCCACGGCAAUGGUCUGCGCGAUCCAGCGUCGCGACUAUGACCUUGUGCGGCUCCUCAUCGCCCGCCAGGAAUACAUCCCACCGAUGGCGAAAGCCGCUAUGGAGGAGGCCGCCGCGGCCGUCUCGGACAGCGGCCGCAUGCAACACCUCAUCGGCAGCGCCAGCGCCAGCGUCAACUGGCUCGAGCUCCCCGCGCUCUUUGCUGCGAUCCAAGACGGGGACGUCGCCCGCGUAAAGGAACUUGUCGCCCCGGAUGUACUCCAUACGCGGCAGCGUAUCUUCGCGCUGGGGAGACUGCCACCCAGCGUGCGCCCCCUCCCGGGGGGGCCUCGGGGGAUUGCCGUGUCGCCGUUGAUGUUUGCCUACAUUUGCAACCAACCUGAGAUCGCGCACGAACUUCUCGAGGCCGGCGCCCCCGUGUGCAUGGAGGACGGCGAGAGCUCGGCGCUCUACUAUUGCAUUGCUUGCAUUGAAGACGAAACCACGCGCGUCGGACACGUCUUGGAGCUCCUCGAGCGCGGCGCCAGCAGCGACAUCAGCAAGGGCGAUGUGUCGCCACUGACGUACGCCGAAGACGCCGACAUGUUUCGAUUGUGGAGAUUCUCCACGCGUACCUCGAGGCGGCCGAAACCGCAUGGUUUGACCAUCCUCGCGAUGCGUCGCACCCGGCAGACGUCGCCACUGAGCCGAGCAUGA
This is a messenger RNA of Saprolegnia parasitica CBS 223.65, 1860 nucleotides long. RefSeq lists its product as hypothetical. The record is from RefSeq and is a predicted model, not a curated record. The coding region runs from base 1 to 1860 and encodes 619 amino acids. Gene Ontology annotation, cellular component: cytoplasm; nucleus. Gene Ontology annotation, molecular function: protein binding. NCBI's taxonomy places the organism in Eukaryota, Oomycota, Saprolegniomycetes, Saprolegniales, Saprolegniaceae. The transcript is spliced from 12 exons.